Staurois parvus is the source of this 165-nucleotide messenger RNA. Lineage: Eukaryota; Metazoa; Chordata; Amphibia; Anura; Ranidae. The record is from the annotation of a GenBank genome assembly.
AUGGAUGCCCAACACUCUGCCUUGCCGGUCACCAUUCACUUGCUUGUCAGUAAAGGUGAUUUUGCGAUAUUCCACCAGGCAAUUGACCGACUACUGCAAAGCCUUUAUGUAGAUACUCCUCUCUUCAUUGGUUUCAGAACAAGGUGCUCCAGUACCAAGAUAUGA